AAUGAAUGGCCGUACAGGUAAAUGAUUUUUGACCUUGCACCCCUCGAUCAACAAUAGACUAUCCCAGGUCAAAGCAGCUAUGAUUGCAAUGUUUUGAACACGAAAUUCUAAUAUUUGUUAUGAAUUAUGGUCAUUUUAAAGCAAAAUGGAUUAGAACAUGAUAUGCGACAGUUCAAUCAAUACACUAAAUUGAAUUUGGAGAUUUUUCAGUGAAGGAAUUCUCUUAUUUAUUUACCUGUUUUGGAUUUUACUGAAGGUGUGUAAAACUUUGUGUAACAGAGCCCCCAUAAUUAUCAAAGGUGUUUGUAUAUUUAAUUGACGGGAGCUUCAUCAAUCACAGUUGUUGUAAUUAUCGGAUUAAUGCUAAUUAAUAGUUUGAUCUAACGGGCACCUGCUGAGAUAAUUAGGUCGAGCAGUGUUUACAAACCUUUACGAUUGUGACACGAUAAUGUGAUUUUCAUUAGAAUCAGUGUAAAUUAAACCGUUAGAACAUCUACUGUCUCUCUCCAUUCAUCUACAACGUUCUCGCCAAGGUAUUCGGUAUAAUAUUGUUUUUAAAGUAGUAAAUAACGAAGAAACAAAUGUGGCUUGUUUACGAUUUAUGUUCCGUUCUAAAAGGUCUUCCCACGUGAAGCGCUUGUGGAAAAGUCGUCUCGUACAACAUGAAACCGAGAGUUCGGAUGAAAAUAAUACAGAAGAAUUAGAGAAAAAAUCAGUCACUCAAUCUAUACUGAAAAGAUUAAAAGAAAAACAAUUAGAAAUGUUGAUACAAAGUGUUGAGAGUAAAGGCGAGGAACACUCAGGGUGUGUGUUGUUACCCAAAGGAGAUUUACGGCUCGGGAGGAGGUGUGUAGAACCUCACAUACUGUGCCUUCAGAUCUGGCGGUGGUCGGACAUAUCAGAGAGUUCCGAACUUCGGAGAAUGCCGUUCUGUGAGACGGGUGACGAUGAUGUUUACGUGUGUUGUAACCCUUAUCAUUGGAGCCGAAAGUCAGAUGAAUCAGACUCACCAUUUCUAGGAAGGUCAGCUUUAGAACGGGUACAUAUUACAGAUUUUGGCCAAUCAGAAAUGGGAACAGAUGAAGUGGUUUCCACGGAAACAGGAAAUACUCCCACUCCUCAUCAGUUAAAUUAUUCAGAUGAUUCGAUGUCGUCUAACAAUGGUUGUGUACGAGGACCACAUUGGUGCACCGUGGCAUACUGGGAAUUACGACAGCGCGUUGGACGUUUGUAUAUGGUGUACGACCCUAAUGUUAAUAUAUUUCAAUCUCUACCUCAAGGGGACGGACUGUCCCUGGAAUUACUUCAGAAAGAGGCCGAAACUGAGUCAGUAAAACGAACUCGUGAUAAGAUAGGUAUAGGCGUUGUGUUGAGUCGUGAGGACGAUGGAGUUUGGCUUUAUAAUCGCUCACAAUUCCCUGUCUUUGUCAACUCGCCUACUCUAGAAAAUAUUCAUUCAAGAACGUUGCCUGUUUUAAAACUAUUACCAGGAUAUUCAAUCAAAAUAUUUGACUAUGAUAGUGUGCGGCUGUUAAAACAGUUAACAGACAAACGAUACCUGGACGGCCCUUUUGACCCGGCCUCCGUCAGGAUUAGUUUUGCCAAAGGCUGGGGGCCAAACUACCACAGACAGUUUAUAACUUCUUGUCCGGCUUGGCUGGAAGUUUUAAUGACUAUUGAUAGGUGAUAGUUCUAGAGGUCACAUGUACUUUUAACAUUCAAUGUAUAAAAUAACUUACACUUUCUUAUAGAGUUGGAAUUAUUUGAAAUUUUAGAGAAAGGGAAGGAACUCUUGUUGUUUUUGAAUGAUUAAAUUUUACUUGUUAUGUUUUUUGUUUGUUUUAAAAUCUUAAAUUUGAAUCUUGAUAUUUUUAUUGUUUGAUUUUAAAAAAGAAAAUAUUUGAAUUCUUUGUUAUACUAUAUCCUGUAUAGGAGAGUGUAAGUUAUUUUUAGAAUCUUCCAGGUUUAAGAGAAUUACAUGGUUAGUUCCAGAGAAAAUGUCUGUCUGUCAAGUCUUUACACCUAACCUGCUAAAUGUAAUUAGAAAUGGGUAUACUGUCACAUGAUUGUUUUAUUUUAUUUGUUAAGGGGGUUCACUAGGGGUUGUUUCCUUUGUUUUGGGGGUUCAAUCAGGGUUUAUAGGUAAAACAGAUAAAACAAUUUGACUGUAAACACACAUGCUUUUUUUUUAUUUUGGCCUUAGCUGU
This is a messenger RNA of Mytilus trossulus (common blue mussel), 2207 nucleotides long. RefSeq names its product mothers against decapentaplegic homolog 6-like. Gene Ontology annotation, cellular component: heteromeric SMAD protein complex. Gene Ontology annotation, biological process: transforming growth factor beta receptor signaling pathway; SMAD protein signal transduction; cell differentiation. The transcript has 4 exons. Lineage: Eukaryota; Metazoa; Mollusca; Bivalvia; Mytilida; Mytilidae. The record is from RefSeq and is a predicted model, not a curated record. The coding region runs from base 602 to 1687 and encodes 361 amino acids. Gene Ontology annotation, molecular function: transcription regulator inhibitor activity; I-SMAD binding.